This is a messenger RNA of Taeniopygia guttata (zebra finch), 3054 nucleotides long. It is a transcript of the gene PM20D1, whose product is annotated as peptidase M20 domain containing 1. Gene Ontology annotation, molecular function: hydrolase activity, acting on carbon-nitrogen (but not peptide) bonds, in linear amides. The record is from RefSeq and is a predicted model, not a curated record. Gene Ontology annotation, biological process: amino acid metabolic process; lipid metabolic process. Lineage: Eukaryota; Metazoa; Chordata; Aves; Passeriformes; Estrildidae.
CACGCCCGUCAGUGCGGUUGCGCUGGGUCAGUGAUGGCGGGCGGGCGGCGGGCGGUGCUGGCGGCUCUGCUGGCGCUGGGCUCGGUAGUCCUGGCGCUGGCGGCCGCCGUCCUGCUCCGCGCCUUCGUCCUGCGAGCCCCGGCUGGCGUCCCGCGGCUCUGGGCACGGAGCGCCGGCAGCGCCGCCCUCAGCGCCGGCGAGCGGCGGGAGCUGAAGGAGGCGCUGCGAGGCGCCAUUAAAAUCCCAACUGUGUCCAGGUCUCCAGAGGAUUUGAAUACAACUGCCAUGGCAGAAUUUGGGAGUUACAUUCAGAAAGUCUUCCCGGCUGUAUUUUCUUCAAAGUUCAUCCAACAUGAAAUUGUUGGGAAAUACAGCCACCUGUUUACAGUUCAGGGCUCUGCCCCUGGCCUGCUGCCCUAUAUGCUGCUGGCACACAUGGAUGUGGUGCCUGCUCCCCCUGAGGGCUGGGAUUUCCCUCCUUUCUCAGCUGCAGAGCACGAAGGUUUCAUCUACGGACGAGGAACGCUGGAUAACAAAAACUCUGCCGUUGGCAUUCUGCAAGCUCUGGAAUUCCUGCUGAGGAGGAAUUACAGACCCCGCCGCUCCUUCUAUGUUGGCAUUGGCCACGACGAGGAGGUGUCUGGGCUGAAGGGAGCAAGGAAAAUUGCAGCUCUGCUGGAAGCCAGAGGAGUGAAACUCUCCUUCCUGCUGGAUGAGGGGAGCGCAGUGCUGGAUGGCAUCAUUGCAGGGGUGAAGAAGCCAGUGGCUAUGAUUGCUGUCACAGAAAAAGGUUCAAUGACACUGAACUUCACUGUGGAAAAAGAGCCAGGGCAUUCAUCCUUUCCUCCUAAGGAGACAAGUAUUGGCAUUCUGGCAGCAGCCAUGUCCAGGCUGGAGCAGAAUCCCUUGCGCAAUCUGUUUGGCUAUGGCCCAGAGCUCAUGACUAUGGAGCACCUCGCAGCAGAGUUCAAGUUUCCUCUCAACAUCAUCAUGAGCAAUUUGUGGCUGUUCUCACCUAUUGUCAGCAGAGUGCUUGCCUGGAAACCUUCCACCAAUGCCUUGAUCCGAACGACCACUGCAGUCACCCUGUUUAAUGCAGGAAUCAAGGUGAAUGUCAUCCCUUCCUCUGCCAGAGCCACGGUGAACUUCAGGAUCCACUCGGCUGAGACAGCUGCUGAGGUGCUGGAGGCAGUCAGGAACACCAUUGCUGAUGAGAGAGUGAAGAUUGAUGUGGUGGAGGCCUUUGACCCCCUGCCCAUCAGUCCUUGGGAUGAGCAGACAUUUGCAGUCCAUAUUUUUCAAAGAACCACCCUGGACACUUUCCCAGAUGUUGACAGUGUAGUCCCAGGCACGUGUAUUGGAAACACGGACAGCAGGCACUUCACCAACGUCACCAAGGCCAUUUACAGGUUCAACCCUCUGCUCCUGAAACAGGAUGAUCUCCCCAGGAUCCAUGGGUUGAAUGAGAGAAUCUCCAUUGAGAAUUACGAGAAACAGGUGGAAUUCCUCUUUCAGCUGAUCAAGAACUGUGACAUUGAGACACUUCCAGAGCCCCACGCCAACUCCCACGAGCUCUGAGAGACUUCUGGGAAGAGCAGCUGCAGGUGGACUCUGGGACAAGGGGCUGAAGAUGCACUUGUGUAUUGAGCUACAGCUGGAAUUUGGGGGGUUUUGAUAUUGUGGUUUACAUACAGAUGGGAAAAAUGCUGGUUGUGUGAUAGGAACCUGGCCAAACCCAACAAAUAACCCUGAUUCCUGCUCUCUGUGGUCUGAUGUGCAGCCAUUAAUCUGACAUUAAUUUUUUUCAGCACUUUAAACCUCUGAAAUGGGUAAUCACUAAAAAUCUAAGUUAUAAUCAGCAGUCACUCACCAUUAGAAGGUGACUCAUCCUGUGUGCUUCUGACAAAUUCCUUUUUUAUGGUGAGUGGAUCUGUCUCAGGUGAGGACUCUGCCAGAAGCUCACGGGGAGGGUUUGUGGCUUGGUGGGAGGGUUCCUGUCACUGGUACAGCCACACUGAGAGGUUCUUGCACUGCUGCUGGGCACUGCUGCUUCCCAGGGGAUUCUCCCAGGGGAUGCUGUCACCAUCAUCCAUGGUACUCUGAGCCAGGGUCAGUGCUCACUCCCAUGGCUGCACUGAUUUCUGACUCCAUUUUCAGGUACUCCAGAGCUUCCAUGUUGUUGUAACUGAAGAGGUGCUGAAAAUUUUCCUUCCCAUCAUUUUAGUGAUGUUUUCUUUUUCCCCUCCCUGACACAUGGUGUGGCUCAGGGUGUGUUGUGCAACUGGGUGUCAGAAUAAGGGAUUGCAGCUUUAAAUAAGGAAUUAAAUCCCUGUUGUCUGCUCGUCUCUUUUCCCACUGAAUCACUUUAUGCUUCUCCUUUGUUUUUCUGAGAACUUGAUUGUGAAAGAUGUGAAGUCCUUCAGUUCUCCCAUUUCAGAGGGCUCAGAGGUUUGUUCCUUCACUGCCAGUGCAAGCAAUUUCCACUUUCCUGCUCAGUUUUUUGGGAAUCCUGGGGAAGGCAGGCCAUGGGUGUUAACACUGUUUUAUCUUGCACUUCUUGCCUACCUAUGACAGCACUCAAGGGUUCAGCAUUCUUUUGGCCUUGACAGUUGAGGUCACCAGUAUUAAUUAGACAAAUAAUUUAUUUACUCAGUUAAUUAAAUUAAUUCUAUCAAUAAAUAGUUAACAAAGUGAUGUUAGCCAAAGAAAAGCCUGAAAGCUGCUGUGUGACAGUGGCAGUGUCUGUGCUGCAGGGACCAGUGCAGCACCUCCUGCUGCACAGAUGUGUCUGUUUUUCAGAGCUUAAAUUGUGCACUGGGAUGGGUGGAUGUUCUGCUCUAAAUUCAUACUGUGAAAUGAGCUGGAAUGUAGAGGAAAUACCGUGAAAUGUAUCCUGAAAAACACUGAUGGAACUGUGAUUCCAAUUCUUUCCGUUCACCGUUCUCUUAUUUAUUUGUAGUCUGAUCUUAUCACUAUGGCCAGAGGGCUCCAACUGUAUCACUGAGUAAUUGAAACAAAACUGACAGUUUCAUCUAAUAAAAUGAAGAAUGUGAA